Aedes aegypti (yellow fever mosquito) is the source of this 300-nucleotide messenger RNA. RefSeq names its product protein PXR1-like. Bases 1 to 300 code for a protein of 99 amino acids. The transcript has 2 exons. NCBI's taxonomy places the organism in Eukaryota, Metazoa, Arthropoda, Insecta, Diptera, Culicidae. The record is from RefSeq and is a predicted model, not a curated record.
AUGCGAGUGUUAUCAGAGCUCAUCAUUUUCAACAAGAGAGACAAGGUGGACAAGAAAGACAAGAAAGACACCCCGAUAAAAACCUACCAUUCAAGAGAUAAGGAAGACGUGAAAGACGAGAAAGACGAGAAAGGUGAGAAUGGCGCGAAAGGCGAGAAAGGCGCGAAAGGCGAGAAAGGCGAGAAAGGCGAGAAAGGCGAGAAAGACGAGAAAGACGAGAAAGAUGAGAAAGACGAGAAAGACGAGAAAGACGAGAAAGAUGAGAAAGACGAGAAAGACGAGAAAGACGAGAAAGACUAG